Mus caroli (Ryukyu mouse) is the source of this 753-nucleotide messenger RNA. Its product is annotated as major urinary protein 1-like. Gene Ontology annotation, molecular function: odorant binding; small molecule binding. NCBI's taxonomy places the organism in Eukaryota, Metazoa, Chordata, Mammalia, Rodentia, Muridae. The record is from RefSeq and is a predicted model, not a curated record.
AUGAAGAUGCUGCUGCUGCUGUGUUUGGGACUGACUCUAGUUUGUGUCUAUGCAGAAGUUAGUUCUAUGGGAAGGAACUUUAAUGUAGAAAAGAUUAAUGGGGAAUGGUAUACUAUUAUCCUGGCCUCUGACAAAAGAGAAAAGAUAGAAGAUAAUGGCAGCAUGAGACUUUUUCUGGAGCACAUCCAUGUCUUGGAGAAUUCCUUAGCUUUUAAAUUCCAUACUGUAAUAGAUGAAGAGUGCUCUGAAAUAUCUUUGGUUGCUGACAAAACAGAAAAGGCUGGUGAAUAUUCUGUGACUUAUGAUGGAUUCAAUACAUUUACUAUACUUACAACAAACUGUGAUAAUUAUAUUAUGACUCAUCUCAUUAACAAAAAGGAUGGGGAAACUUUCUUGCUGAUGGGGCUCUAUGGCCGAGAACCAGAUUUGAGUUCAGACAUCAAGGAAGAGAUUGCAAAACUAUGUGAGAAGCAUGGAAUCAUUAGAGAAAAUAUCAUUGACCUAUCCAAUACCCAUAAAAAUAAAGUGGAUCUGGUACCUGAACAUGUGCUUGUUCUCACACUACAGAUCGCUGCCUCUGGGCCUGAAAAUGAAGAAUGGACUGAGCCUAGAAUGUUGAGUGGAGACUUCUCACCAGGAUUCCACCAUCAUCCCUUCCUAUCCUUACAGCAUUCCCUAUAUAAGUUCUGUGAUCUGCAUUCCAUCCUGUCUCACAGAGAAGUCCAAUCCCAGUCUCUCCAGCAUGUUACCUAG